AUGGUGAGGAAACGAGCUCCAAAGUCUUUGAUAGAAAUCUUACCAACACUUGUGUUCUGUACGCUCUUUGUCCUUCACAUCAAUCAAAUCUUAACCCAUCUCUUUCUUUCCGACAAAGAAACCUUAAAUAUCACUGUUAAAUCUACACAAGGAGGUACAGAUACUUGCGCUGGAAGGUACGUCUAUAUCCACAAUCUUCCCAGUAGGUUCAAUGAUGAUCUGAUCGAGAAUUGUGAAGCAUAUAUCGAAUUGCGCAAUAAGUGUAAGUACCUGGUCAACUCUGGCUUCGGUCCACGGAUUUCGGAGGACGAUCAUAACCACACCACACGGGUCUUAACAACCGAGACUGACCCUUGGUACUAUACGAAUCAAUUCAUGCUUGAGGUUAUCUUCCGAGAGAAAAUGAAACACUAUGAGUGUUUGACCAACGAUUCCUCCCUUUCUUCUGCGGUUUUCGUCCCGUUCUAUGCUGGUUUCGACGUGAGACGCUUUUGGGGGUAUAACGUGAAGCUCAGAGACGAACUCGGUGAAGAUCUAGCUCGAUGGCUUAGGGAUAGACCCGAGUGGAGGAAAAUGUACGGCCGAGAUCACUUCUUUGUCACGGGACGGGUCGGUCGUGAUUUCAGGAGAGUUUCUGACCAGGAUUCAGAUUGGGGAAACAAACUGAUGCGGUUGCCUGAAUUUGAGAACAUGACGAUGCUAUCGAUCGAGACAAAUUCUUGUAGCAACGAGUUUGCGGUUCCUUAUCCUACUUACUUCCAUCCGAAAAGCGGUGUCGAGGUUAAGAGAUGGCAGAUGCAAGUAAGUAUGAUGCAGAGAAGAUACUUGUUCUCAUUCGUCGGAGCAAACAGACCCGAAUUGGAGGGAUCUAUUAGAGGAGAGAUUACAAGACAGUGCCUUGCGUCGGAAGGAAGAUGCAAGUUUCUUGAUUGUGGUACAAGUAAAGAUUGUGGUGAGCCGGUUAAGCUAAUGGAGGUUUUUCAAGAUUCGGUUUUCUGUUUGCAACCACCCGGAGAUACGCCUACUCGGAGAUCUACAUUUGAUUCGAUUUUAGCCGGUUGUAUACCGGUUUUCUUUAACCGUGAUUCAGCUUAUAACCAGUACAAGUGGUAUUUUCCAAAGGAUCAUACCAAGUAUUCGGUUUACAUUUCGGAGGAAGAUGUGAAGAAUGGUAAGGUUAGUAUUGAGAAGUUAUUGGUUAAGGUUAGUGAAGAGAAGAUUUUCAGUAUGAGAAACGAGGUUGAGAAGAUAAUACCGAAGAUAAUAUACACUAAACCGGAGGAUGUUGGACCGGAGAAGGUUGAAGAUGCGUUUCAAGUUGCAGUGGACAGGGUUCUUAAGAGAGUGUCAUUGUUCAAGACCUCAAUUAUCUAG
This is a messenger RNA of Thlaspi arvense, 1374 nucleotides long. Lineage: Eukaryota; Viridiplantae; Streptophyta; Magnoliopsida; Brassicales; Brassicaceae. The record is from the annotation of a GenBank genome assembly.